AUGGAAGCUCGUCGUCCCCAGGUCUGUUGGAGCCAACGCUUGGAGUCGUGGGUGGUCCAUAGUCGGAACCUGUCGCUAGUCGUUAAGGAUGCUGAGGAUCUCUCUAAAUACUCUGGUCGAAAGCGCGAUAUAGCGGCGGCAUGGCUUGAACAACUAACUGGGAAGAACCUCACCUUGUUAAGACAGCUGCUAGGAGGGUGCACACUAUUUGGCUCUUGUUACCAACCCAACCGCGGAAUGGAGCCUCUAUCACAGUGUCAGCCUGAGUCGGGCUCGUUCACUUGGUACGGCCUUACUGUUAAUACUGUCGCUCCGGCAUGCCCGUGUGUCGAUCCGAAGAGAGCAUUGCGGCUUAUGCGCCUUUGUGGUUUACUCGAGGGAAACGGCAUUGAGGUGGGUGGUGGGAAGGACCGCUGA
This is a messenger RNA of Perkinsus marinus ATCC 50983, 417 nucleotides long. RefSeq lists its product as hypothetical. The transcript has 4 exons. The record is from RefSeq and is a predicted model, not a curated record. Bases 1 to 417 code for a protein of 138 amino acids. Lineage: Eukaryota; Perkinsozoa; Perkinsida; Perkinsidae.